AUGGAGGUUUUGAGUUUUGGAGGUUUCCAGUUGAGGAAACAAACACUUCUGUUGCAAGGAGAAGUGAGGAGAGCACAUCUCAAGACGUGUCUGGAGAGGCUGAAGGAAAUGGUACCUUUGGGACCAGAUUCGACACGACACACGACCCUUGGGCUCCUGAGACGUGCCAAGGCUUACAUCAAGAAUCUCGAGGAGAAGGAGCGGCAAUACGUGAACACCAAGGAGAGCCUGACCGAGAAGCGGGAACUGCUUACCAUCCGGUUCCGGCAACUGUCUGCGAGUCUAGGACUGGUGCAGGGCAAUGGGGAACCUCUGGAACCCGGGACGAGCUUCCGGAACCCGGCGGACCCCGCGACUGGCGCUACUGCAGGUGGUGGUGGUGGUGGUGGCGGCGCCUAUGCCGACAGUCUGAGUUCCGCACGGUCCACGUCGGCCACGUCGUCGGCCUACUCAUCGCGCGGCUCUUCUUACAGCCCCUCCAUCGGAUCUCGGCCCGACACCCCGUCCAACUCUCAAGGGUAUCAGAGUCAGAGCGGGGCAUUGGACUUCUCCCUGAAGACGUCGGCGUUCCAGCCAACACCCGGUGCUGUCCGGAGUGGACAAUUCGCUUUGGAAAACGAACCGCGCGGACUGGACCUGCGAUGUUACGAACAGUCCGUCGCUGAGCUUCGCCCCUACGAGCCUGUCCUGCCUUUCCAAGGAACAAUGGAAGGACCCCUUGAUCUCGGAAAAGCUUUCGUGCCCGACCCGACCCGAGACCGCGGCGGGAACUUGCACUCAGUGACGGCGUACGUCUCUCCGCCCGGCGCCGGAUUCGACUGGGCGCGAGCAGCACCGCCGUUCGCCGCCUUCCAACAAUAG
Notodromas monacha is the source of this 861-nucleotide messenger RNA. NCBI's taxonomy places the organism in Eukaryota, Metazoa, Arthropoda, Ostracoda, Podocopida, Cyprididae. The record is from the annotation of a GenBank genome assembly.